AUGAUACUUGAUGAGUCCUCUCGGGGCUUUUGCUUCCAGGAGGAUCCUGCCUGCGUCUUCGUGGAAAUGAGGCAGCGAUUGGAGGUGAAGCCCACGUGGAGGGUCUCCAGGUGGCAGAAGGACACGGGGGAGGUCCAGCCGCUGGGAUGCAGUGACGGGGUCACCUCCCUUCCCGCUGGCAUCCGGGGUCUCGCGUGCCAGGCCACGGGGGCCAGUCCUGGGUUUGUGAUCAGCUUGGUUCAGGGCUGUCCCGCCGUGUACGGCCUCGUGACGGAGCGCGGCCCGGGGCAGCGGCGGUGGCGCAUGCGUAGUGCCCGAGCCAGCGUUUUCCCCCUACAACUCGAGCGUGUUGCUAUAGUGACCGGCGGGACUGAUGGAAUUGGAUAUUCGACAGCGAAGCAUCUGGCCAAACUGGGCAUGCACGUUAUCAUAGGCGGAAAUAACGAAGGCAAAGCAGAGGAAGCUGUGAGAAAGAUAAAAGAGGAAACCCUCAAUGACGAAGUGGAAUUUCUGUAUUGUGACCUGGCGUCCAUGAGGUCUAUUCGGCAGUUCGUCCAGAGGUUCAAGAUGAAGAAAAUCCCACUCCACGUACUGGUCAAUAACGCUGGUGUAAUGAUGGUGCCGCAGGGGACCACCGAGGACGGCUUUGAGGAGCACUUUGGUGUGAACUACCUGGGGCACUUCCUGCUGGCCAACCUCCUCCUGGACACCCUGCGGGAGUCGGGCACCCCUGGCUGCAGCGCAAGGGUGGUUACUGUGUCCUCGGCCACACACUAUGUCGGGGAACUGAACUUGGAUGACCUUCAGAGCAGCAGCAGCUACUCGGCGCACGCGGCGUACGCCCAGAGCAAGCUGGCCCUGGUGCUGUUCACCUACCACCUGCAGGCGCUGCUGGAGGCCACGGGCAGCCCCGUGACCGCCAACGUGGCCGACCCCGGCGUGGUGGACACCGACCUGUAUAGACACGUCUUCUGGGGCACACGGUUCAUUAAGAAGCUGUUCGGCCGGUGGUUAUUCAAGACCCCGGAUGAGGGAGCCUGGACCUCCGUCUAUGCAGCGGUCACUCCAGCGCUGGAAGGCCGUGGCGGCUGCUAUCUUUACAACGAGAAAGAGACCAAGUCUCUGGCGGUCACGUACGACCUGGAGCUUCAGCGACAGCUGUGGGCCAGAAGUUGCCAGAUGACGGGCAUCGCCGAUGUGACCCAGGAGGUGGUCUAG
This is a messenger RNA of Lipotes vexillifer (Yangtze River dolphin), 1218 nucleotides long. It is a transcript of the gene DHRSX, whose product is annotated as dehydrogenase/reductase X-linked. The transcript is spliced from 8 exons. Gene Ontology annotation, molecular function: oxidoreductase activity. Bases 1 to 1218 code for a protein of 405 amino acids. NCBI's taxonomy places the organism in Eukaryota, Metazoa, Chordata, Mammalia, Artiodactyla, Lipotidae. The record is from RefSeq and is a predicted model, not a curated record.